Messenger RNA from Syngnathus acus (greater pipefish), 1446 nucleotides. It is a transcript of the gene chac2, whose product is annotated as ChaC, cation transport regulator homolog 2 (E. coli). The record is from RefSeq and is a predicted model, not a curated record. Bases 140 to 700 code for a protein of 186 amino acids. Lineage: Eukaryota; Metazoa; Chordata; Actinopteri; Syngnathiformes; Syngnathidae. Gene Ontology annotation, biological process: glutathione catabolic process. The transcript has 3 exons. Gene Ontology annotation, cellular component: cytoplasm. Gene Ontology annotation, molecular function: gamma-glutamylcyclotransferase activity; glutathione specific gamma-glutamylcyclotransferase activity.
ACACGGUCUGCCCGUGAUCUUUGCUCACUCCACGCUUCAUAAUGUCCGGAAUAUUUCUGUUGAAUUUUAAACCGCAAUCGUGCUAAUGAAUAUAAUAUUCAGAGUGUAAUUUUGCAUUUAUUUAUUUUUGGAAGGAGUCAUGUGGGUGUUCGGCUACGGCUCGCUCAUUUGGAAGGUGGACUUUCCCUACGAGGAGAAGCGAAUUGGUUACAUUAGGGGCUUUAGUCGUCGCUUCUGGCAGGGCAGCACCGACCACCGCGGAGUGCCGGGGAAACCCGGCCGGGUGGUGACACUAAUUGAUGACCCUGAGGGUUGCGUUUGGGGCGUGGCCUACAAGCUCCCCACAGGCCGCGAGCAGGAAGUGAAGCGUCACCUGGACCACCGCGAAAAGGGCGGCUACCGCGUGAUGACCGUGGCCUUCCACCCGCGGCCGCCGUUGGCGCCGCCGCCCAGCCAGACCCUGCUCUACAUCGGCUCGCGAGACAACCCCGACUAUCUGGGCCCCGCGCCUUUAGAGGAGAUAGCCAAUCAGAUUGUGUGCUCCACGGGGCCCAGCGGGCAGAACACCGAGUAUCUGUUCGAGCUGGCCGACGCCGUCAGAAACAUCCUACCAGAGGACAACGACGUGCACUUGUUUCACCUGGAGACGCUUGUACGUCAGAGACUCGAGGAUGACAGCUCACCUAAAUCAUCAUCCUAAUAAAUAAAAGUUUUUUUUUUGCUACCCAGUGAAUACAAAGUUCAUGUCUUGAGGAUAGAAUUGUUAACUUGUAUGAGCACAACUUCACGGUUAGAAAUGUUUCAUCUUGUCAGGUUCAUUUGGAUUACGAAACAUGUUUUGCAAAGUUGUUCGUUCGAACAUGCAAAUCAAUGAAUUGGCCUUACCUGGAAGCGAGCGGGCUUUGGAACGUUGACUUUUCUGCUGCGAGACGAGCGCUUGAGCCAGAAGACUGUCCACAAGACUGACCUAAAGAGGACAUCUUUGUGCAGAAUUGCAGAAGAUCCAUUUAUUUAACACAGCAGUAGAAAUGCAUUCAGUUGCUUUUUUUUUUUUCUUAUAGGCUUAAAAUAUAUUCCACGCAAUGAAUUAUUUUUAAAGUAUGCUCGUCACAUUUUCUGCAAAAUGUGACCAUUAUAGCAAGAUUUAUUCGUAAAGCAAUGGACACUAUACAUGUCUCUUACUAUUAUGCUAACAUAAUAAACUGUACAAAUAUUCACAAAACUAAAAUAUUUAUAUUCAGUACACAACAAGUUUGUUAUGUCACUGCUUGACUAAUCAGACAAGAGUUGAAUCUUCACAUGAGGAAUUAGGAGUAGUAAUAUAUUAUGUAAGACUUAGGAAUCGGGGCGUUGGGUUCAGCAACAGGCGGAAUUUGUUUUUGAAACAAACUACAACGCAUGGUAAGAAUUUAUCAUGUGCAAGCUUUUACAAGUCAAAUUUCAGAA